This is a messenger RNA of Neltuma alba, 1969 nucleotides long. RefSeq names its product magnesium transporter MRS2-11, chloroplastic. Gene Ontology annotation, cellular component: chloroplast envelope. Gene Ontology annotation, molecular function: magnesium ion transmembrane transporter activity. The coding region runs from base 184 to 1533 and encodes 449 amino acids. The record is from RefSeq and is a predicted model, not a curated record. Lineage: Eukaryota; Viridiplantae; Streptophyta; Magnoliopsida; Fabales; Fabaceae. The transcript is spliced from 14 exons. Gene Ontology annotation, biological process: magnesium ion transport.
CUCUCUUUUCCCUCCCUCCUUCUGAACCUGUUGGCUUGUAUCUGUUAAUGAUAAAUCCAAAUAUAAUGACUGUGUCGAAAUAAGUAAAUCUUCGUUUAGCUUUGCUGUUUACGCAACGCUACUUUGAGCUUCCAUUCUCGCCUGCAUUCUACAUGAUCAUCACGACCAUAGCCACAGUACAAUAUGGCUUUCACUUGGUCCCGCCUGCUUCUUUCUCGCUCUUCACCUUCCACCUACUCCAUCUUCUCCGAUCUUACCCUAGCUCGCUCUGGUGACAUGCUAUGUCCCACAUCUUCUUCUUUGGUCCACCGAAGCAGCAUCUCCGUUGAGCUUCCAUUUACCCUCACAACCAGGCUUUUGAGGUCCAGACUUCAAGUCCAAUGCUCCGCCAAAUCCACGGGGGAGGAGCAGCGAACUUCGGGAGAAACUGUCUUAUCUUAUUCCAGCGAAGCCAGGCAUGACGAGACAAAUGAGGCACAGAGACCGGUCUCCACCUCGUCAGGAGAUUCUUUCUCUCUUGGAAUUCGAGAACCAGUUUAUGAGGUUUUGGAGGUGAAUUCUAAUGGAACGGUAUCAACUAGAGCAAUCAACAGAAGACAGCUGUUGAAGUCAAGUGGUCUUCGUCCACGAGAUGUUCGAAGUGUGGAUCCUUCACUGUUUUUGACAAAUUCAAUGCCUUCUUUGCUGGUUCGUGAGCAUGCUAUUCUUCUAAAUUUGGGUUCAUUACGGGCAAUAGCAAUGCAGGAGCGUGUACUUAUAUUUAACUAUAACUGCAGUAAAGGAGGGAAAGCUUUUUUAGAGUCAUUACUGCCUCGGUUAAACCCUAAGAACAACAAUGGAGGACCAUCCAUGCUAUUUGAGCUUGAGGUUGUUGAAGCAGCACUUCUUUCAAGAAUCCAGCAUUUAGAACAGAAACUGAUGCACUUAGAACCUCGUGUUCAAGCUCUUCUUGAGGUCUUGCCGAACCGACUAACUGGCAAUAUAUUGGAGGAACUUCGUAUCAGCAAACAAACAUUGGUUGAGUUAGGUUCGAGGGCAGGAGCUCUCAGGCAAAUGCUUCUUGACCUCCUGGAGGACCCUCUUGAAAUACAGAGUAUGUGUAUUAUGGGAAGAAACUGCAUGCUUAAGAAAGGACAUGACAAUGUAGAAUGCUCAGUAGCCUCAGAAAAGCAGAUUGCUGAGGAGGAACAGGAGGAAAUCGAGAUGCUUUUAGAAAAUUACCUUCAAAGAUGUGAAUCUUGCCAUGGCCAAGCUGAAAGGCUUCUAGAUUCCGCCAGAGAAAUGGAAGAUUCUAUAUCUGUCAGUCUAAGCUCAAGGAGGCUUGAGGUUAGCAGAGUGGAACUACUUCUUCAGGUGGGGGCAUUCUGUUUGGCCGUUGGUGCCCUUAUAACAGGUAUUUUUGGCAUGAAUCUGAAGUCCUAUCUUGAACAACGUGUGUAUGCAUUUUGGCUGACAACAGCUGGGAUUAUAGUUGGUGCGGUUGUAGCCUUCUUUCUUAUGUAUUCCUAUCUCAAGGCAAGGAAAAUAUUUUGACUGCGAGAGACCGCGAAAUUAGGUGAGAACCAAAUAUAAAGAAAUUCAGCACCCGAUUAAUAUCAUCAUGGCACUCGAAUGUGAUCCAUUAUGGAUUUCUGGCGCGUGACGUGACUUGCGACUGUAGAUUGUGCGUAUUGUCUACAAGUCGAAGCGCAUAAACAAUUUUUUAGUGCUUCUGAGAGGUCACAGUGGCUAUGAAGUCGAGAUCUUGUGAGUUUCCGGAAGCCAUUCGUUGAGAAAUAAUUCAUACAUUUGUUUUCUUAUACUUCGCUCGGCUUGUAUGUGCAAGAACAUGCUCCUCAUUGAUAGCAUCAAGGAAUCAACUUUCCCGUAAUGUUACAUGGCCACGCAUUGCUCAAACACUUGGUCAAAUAAGGCCUGCAUAUUAUUUGAUCCUAUAUCUUCACGAGAAUAGCAUUGCAUUUAUGAGCAA